GCUACACGCCCCAGACACCCUUGCUGCAAAUUGUCUGUAUGCGAAACAGGUUUCACCAAUUGCACACAUCAGAGUAAGAUUUGCAGGUGCUGUUUUGAUGCUGCUGGCAGAUAAAGCUGUAGAGACCUUGGUUUUUCCGCAGCAGUGUUUCAAUGUCCAGUGCCUUGAUCCGUCAGUGUUGAGAAGAGUUGGGGACCGUGGAGUGUUGUCUUCGCAAAUCCGCCUUCGCGAUUGUGGUCAGUUAGGCAGUCUAGGGAGUCAUUCUCGGAUCCCCAGGCCUCUUCCAGCCUUUCUAAUGAUUGUGAAUGUCCCCAAUUCUCCGUGACAAAUCCUUUUCUUUCUGGAGUAGCUAGCUGAUUGCUGCAGCUGUAUCCUGGCUUACUGACUUGUAAUCUCUUUGUGGGCAGGAACUCUGUGAUAUAUAAUGAUAUAAACGACCUUGCCUUUUAGUGGAGGGAAACAGAUGACAGACAGAUAAUUAAGUAAAAGUUUUAAUAAGAUGGUGAUACGUGCUACAGAUAAAAACAAAGUUGGAAAAGGGAGGGGGAGUGCCGGAGAUGAAUGUUGCAAUUUUAAAUAGAGUGAUCAUGGAAGGCUUCGCUGAUAAGGUGACUUUUGACACCUAUUUUUUAUGUCAGUUGUGUGCAAGACUGUGGUGGAGUUCCUGCGUUAAAGUACUUUUUUCCUUAGAUAACCCCCUAAGUGAUGCUACUAUUUUCCAUCUUCAGGCCGCUAUAUUGUUUACCCACAGCAAACAUGGCGGAAAAGGCUUCAGUCCGACACUUAGCCUCCCCAUAAAGAUGGCUACAGCACUUCCUGUGUUUGCCCUCAACAAAGAUGGCGACAACACUUCCUGGUCAGGGCUUUCGCCUUCAACAAAGAUGGUGCUUAUGGGAGAAAUGGAGGCUAGAGACAAGCAAGUGCUUCGCUCCCUUCGCCUGGAGCUGGGUGCGGAGGUACUGGUGGAGGGACUGGUUCUUCAGUAUCUUUACCAGGAAGGGGUCUUGACAGAAAACCAUGUUCAAGAAAUCAAAGCUCAAGCCACAGGCCUCCGGAAAACAAUGCUGCUGCUGGAUAUCCUGCCUUCCAGAGGUCCUAAAGCAUUUGAUGCAUUCCUAGAUUCCCUGCAGGAAUUUCCCUGGGUUAGGGAGAAGCUGGAGAAAGCAAGGGAAGAAGCCAUAACGGAGCUGCCUGCAGAUGAUGGGAUGACUGGCAUCCCGCCGCACAUCCUCAACAGUUCCCCAUCGGACCAGCAGAUCAACCAGCUGGCCCAGAGGCUGGGCCCCGAGUGGGAGCCCGUGGUGCUGUCUCUGGGCCUGUCCCAGACGGAUAUCUACCGCUGUAAGGCCAACCACCCGCACAACGUGCAGUCACAGAUGGUGGAGGCCUUCGUCCGCUGGCGGCAGCGCUAUGGGCAGCAGGCCACCUUCCGAAGCUUGCACAGGGGCCUGCAGGCCGUGGAGGUGGACCCCUCGGUGCUCCAGCACAUGUUGGAGUGAUGGGAUCUCCCUCUAUCAACCCACGGGGGAGUGUGUACCCAAGUUGCGUGUGCGGAAUCCUGACUUUCUCCCAGGGCAGGAAAGCGUUCCUGGAUGCCUGGACAGUGCUGACCGUGUCAUUUGUGAGGCCCAGUGCAGAAUGAAAAUACAGGCCCCUUGUUUGAAAAACAGGAAAGAAAGUACAGUUAAAGCGUCUCCUGGGCCUGCUCUUUAUCAUGCACAGAAAGAACACCAUCCUCAGCAGUGGUCAAAGCACUUCUCGUAUUCUCCCACAGCAACAGCACAUCUGAACAGCCUUUCCUUAUGGCAUGGGUUCCCAUGCCAAACCCAAGACCUAAGGAGUUUGGGCCCUUGGUAUCUGCCCACUGUUUUGGUUUGGAUUGAACAAUACGGCCCUCGCUGGGAAACCCCAAAGCACUGCACCCAUGGAGUCUAAGAAAGGCAUGUGAUCCAGGUUCUAUCUCCAUCUGCACUCUGCCUCAGCCUCCCAGUGGGGACCCUCAAGGUGUGCCGGGUACUUCUUCCAGGACCUGUAAGUAAUAAACCUCUGUUUCAAUUUCUCUUGCGGCUUACCAUCUGCCACCCUGUGCUCCACUUAACAAAUGUUAAUUUAACAAAGUCAUAGCAUGCUGACAGCCCCAAACUGUGGGAUAGCCUCCAACAUAACUGGUCUAAUCUUCAAAAGAUGUCAGGGGUCAUGAAAGACCAAGGAAGGACCAAGCCGCUAUUCCAGACAGAAGGACACAAGAUACAACCCACCGUCACUUGGUUCUGGGACUGGAUUGUUUUGCCAUAAAGGACACGAUUGGAACAAUUGGCACAACUCGAAGGGGGCUGAGGAUUAGACUGUGGUGGUAAAGCAGUGUUUAUUUCCUGACUGUGAUGGAAACCCAACCGCGGUUACAUAGGACAAUGUUCUUGAUUGAAGGAAUCGCAUACUGAAGUAUUCAGGGGCGAUAUGCCAUCAGAUUGGCAAUUUUCUACCAAAUCUUUAGGAAAAAGAGAAUUCUUUGUACUGUUCUCCAGCUUUUCUACACGUGUAAGUUUGUCUCAAAAGAAAAAAAAGAAAGGAAAGGGUAUUGUGUUUGGUUAGGAGGGAGGCCAUGGUCACGGAGCCUGUUUUUCAGGUGGUUUGAAGCACAAGCCUGAGAACUUUGAGUUCAAAAAAGCUUGAACUUGAAUCACCUCUUUGAGAAUUCUUAUAAGGACACUGGUGGAAAUGGGAUGGAGGGAUAUCAGAUGAACAAGUUUGUACAUAAUCUGGCUACGCAGGUAGAAGGACUUGUGAUGAUUUCGUGUGCAAACUUUUAGUUGUGUGUGUGCGUGUGAUCAGAAACUUUUUUUUAGUGCAAAUAACAGGGUACAAAUGGUUUAUGACCUCAUGAACUUAAGAAUAUCCUUCUACAGCAUCAUUUUUAAAGGUUAACUAGUAAGUAUCCCAUUGAAUGUGAAUCUUAAUUUCGUUUACUAACCCCUGCUGGGGUUGGAUUUGACAUUUCCUGCUCCACCCUCCAUGCCUUAGAUUUUUGGCUCAUAUUGUGCCUGAAUGUGAAAGGGAAAAAAAAGGGAUGACUUGCCAGGUUCUUUCUGGGAGGACUUGUGUUAUUUCCCGCUUUCCCACGAAUAGAAUUGGGCUGCGAGGAGGAAGUUUCCAAGAGUGUUUAAGAUCACACUUCUACACAGAUGAGCUGGGCUCACAUGCAGACUCUCCCCUCACCAGCUGUGGGAGGUUAGGCACAUCGGUCUUCGUCUCUGUGCCUCAUUUUCCUCAUCUGUAAGAUGGGGGAGAAAUGAAUAGUAUCUAUCUCACAGGGUUAUUGAAGGCUUAAGCUGUAAUUAGCUGGCAUACAGUAAGCACCCAUUGGUGUUGCCCAUUGUUAAUAUUAUGAAUAAAUGUAAGCGGCAACUUUUGAGGUCUGCAGAAAGCUAGAAAGACACCAAGUUGGGCAAUCUCCUCCCUAGGAAGGGAAAUAGUCCUGUGUUGGUGGCGAGAAGUAAUUAUGAUGGAAAAAACAUUUUCCAAGGUCUGGAGCUGACGUGUACUCCUUGUGACAUUUUAAUCUCUGAGUAAUAGAUUCCAUUGCCUGCAGAGCUGUGAUUUUUCAGUUUAUUGCUUUUUCCUCUUCUCUCCUCAAACCUGGAUUCCUCCUCCUCUCGGCUCCAGCCUGUCUCCAGCAACCAUGAACUGUUUCUGGACAGUCCCCGUUUGGGAGCCAGCUUCUUCACUCAACUCGGGUGAGGAUGCCUGAAGCCCCAGCGCGGGACACUCCCUCCUUCAGCAAAGAGGAGGGGACCAACCGUGUGCUCCAACUGUCGCAUCACCUUUCAUGCUGGCGACUAGGGUGCAGGGCAGAUACGGCAGCCCUGAGACAACCUCGGCUCUGGGGUUGCACAGGAGGGGUCCAUGCGUGGGCUGUGGAGUUAGCGAGCCCAGCUCCAGUUGCGUCACUCACACACUCGCUGUGACACUUUGAGCGAGUUACUUAACUUCUCUGAGGCUUAGUUUCCAUCUCUUUAAAAGGAUUAGAUGCCAAGAAUGCCUUAAGGGUUGUUCGGAAGAUUGGAUUAAAUCACAUAUAUAAAGAUUUAUUUAUUUGUGUGUGUGUUUGAGAGAGAGAGAGAGCACACGAGCAGAGGGGAGGGGCAAGCAGACUCCCUUCUGCGCAGGGAGCCUGAUGCGGGCUCUAUCAGGGACUCCCGGAUGAUGACCUGAGCCAAAGGCAGACGCUUAACUGACUGAGCCACCUAGGUGCUCUUAAAUCACAUAUUUAAAGUAAGUAUAUGGUAUAGCAUCCAGAGCACAGAACAUGCUCACUAAAUGAAUUAGCGUUGUUGUUUUAUUUAGAGUUGAAAAACCUGAGCCUCAGGGUAGUUGUAAUUAUUAUUGGAUUUUUUGCAAGUGAGGAAACCCCUGCUACACCUGUUAGUGCUUUGCCCACUGCGCAAAGUGGCUUACCCCUCCGGUGAAGACUACCAUCCCCCUGCCUUUGAUAGUAAUAGAAAUUUUUGAUGGGGGUAAGGACUCCAUUUCCCAGCAUCCCAUGUGGCUAGAUGUGGCCACGUGACGAGUUUGGCGCGUAAAAUGUGCCUGGAAGUGAUAUGAAGCUUCCUGGUUAGAUCUUCCAGCCUCGGAUCCCUCAGAUCUUCCAGCCUCGGAUUCCUUCAUUCCUCUCCUCUGAACACUCACCAUCUUUCAGACCGAGGAUCAGGCAUUGCAGAGGGAUGUGGAGAAGGGGAGAUGGUCACUCUCAUCCAAAGUGGUAUUGGAAAGCAGAAGGUAAGGAGCAAUUGCCCUGUGAAGAGUGGACGAGGACAGGAGGAAGGUCUUCAAGCAGGACAUCCUAAAUGCGUUUUCAGUGGAAACUACAAGAGGGAGCAAGGAUCCUCACCACCGCCCCACCGCCAGCCUGGCCUACUCACACCCCCAGCACUCUGGACACCAAAAUCAUGGACUCCAGCACAAGCAGUGCCCAGACAGUUUUCUUUUCUCUCCUUGCCACGUACUUGGAACAGUACACACCGGUGCUCUAUAAAUACUUGUGAAGGGAAUGCUCAGGAACUUCCUGGAACUUUGGAAGGAGCGGCAUUAACACCGACAUCCGGUCCGUCUGUUCUUAGACAUGUACCAAGCAGCACUUCAUUUUCAAAGUGGAACUCGGCCACUGAGGCAAGCUCUGGGGUCUUCCGCCCCAGAGAGGGGGAGCAAAGAAGCAGAGAGCAGAUACCAGAACCACAUUGCCUGGUCCAAACCCUAGAUCCACUGCCUACUUGGAUAACCUCUGUGCCUCAGUUACUCAUCUGUAAAAGAAGGAUAAUUGUAAUAUCUCAUAAGAUUGUUAUGUGAGCAGAUAUAGAUGUAUAUAUUUAACACAUAUAAUAGAUAAAUAUUUGCAUGUAUAUGUAUAUACACAGACACACACAUUUUUAAACAGUUCCUGGUAUAUGCCAAGAACUACAAAAGCUUUGAGAGUUCACCCCACUUGUAAGCUUGUAAGUUACCCUACCACCUUUUCAUAAAUGUUGGCAGAUGACGCAAGACUCUGGUCAGAGGCAACGGAAGAAGAACUUUAUGACUCGCAUCAAUGGCAGCAGAGUAUCAGCAUUUGUGCCAGUUUCCUGAGCCUGAUUCUCGUGGAGCCAGACAAAGAUGCCCACACGUACAGUGGGUUGUAUUAUAGGAGUGGGGCCCUGAGCUUCGGGAGCCAAAUAUUUUAUAAUGGGCAGUAAGCAUUGCUCUUUGCUUCAGUGGGAGGCACUAUCUCUAUCUUCCAAGGCUCUUUGCUAACCAACAUCUCUGAAAAGAUAACCUGGAUCAAAGAGUCAGGACCCCUGCUUAUGGGAUGUAUGGAAAUAUAAGAGAGCCCUGAGAAUUGCCUCCCAAGAGCAUGUGGUAAGGACUACUAUUACUAUUAAUGGUAAGAAUACUAUGGAAAAUGGACCCAUACAAUAUAACUUCAUUUCUCUUGGUGACUCUGAGAUGCAUAGAAAUUAUAACAAAGCAAACCAAGACAGGGACGAAAGAAAAGUUACAAAGACCAAUGGCAAGUCAUGGCAUAUGAGUUAACAUUCAGUGACUAGACUACCAAAUGCUCUUCACAAAUGGGUUUCUGGGGGGAAAAAACUGCUGUCAGCAAUUGAUUGUGAUCUUGGGCAAAUGAGUUUGCAAUUUCAUGCUGAAUAAUCUAUCACUCCAUAUCUUGGAGACUCAGGCACUCAAUCUUUUUUGACAGGCAGCAUGUCUAUUCUAUUGCCAGGAAGGAAGGCGGUUGUCAAAUUCCUAAUUUUUCUCUGUGAAAAAUUAACAUUUAACUCAAAUAUAAGAUCUGGAGGAACACAUAAGACCUUAAUUACAUAGCACAAUCCAUGAUACGUGGUAAUUAAUAAACUGAUGAAAAAU
This is a messenger RNA of Ailuropoda melanoleuca (giant panda), 6396 nucleotides long. It is a transcript of the gene CRADD, whose product is annotated as CARD and death domain containing adaptor protein. Bases 558 to 1499 code for a protein of 313 amino acids. Lineage: Eukaryota; Metazoa; Chordata; Mammalia; Carnivora; Ursidae. Gene Ontology annotation, cellular component: cytoplasm. The transcript has 7 exons. Gene Ontology annotation, biological process: positive regulation of apoptotic signaling pathway; cellular response to mechanical stimulus. The record is from RefSeq and is a predicted model, not a curated record. Gene Ontology annotation, molecular function: protease binding; death domain binding.